Zasmidium cellare ATCC 36951 is the source of this 1167-nucleotide messenger RNA. RefSeq lists its product as uncharacterized. Bases 1 to 1167 code for a protein of 388 amino acids. The transcript has a single exon. NCBI's taxonomy places the organism in Eukaryota, Fungi, Ascomycota, Dothideomycetes, Mycosphaerellales, Mycosphaerellaceae. The record is from RefSeq and is a predicted model, not a curated record.
AUGUCUUCUCGCGUAGCGCCAUCCACGGCAGCGUCCAACGCAGAGCCACCACGAAAGCGACGUCGUCUCUCAGGAGAGGCGUACGGAUCGAUAUCUGAGCGCAAAUCAGGAGACCUCGAGACAUCUCGUGAAGUCGACCACAUGAUCCUGGACUUCCUCGCAUACCAAGCCAUCAAUACUUGCUUUGCCAGCCGGCAAUCACCACCUGGCCCCGAUGACACCUCCGUUGAGGAAGCUCUCUCGCAAGUCGACGAGUCCCUUGCUCUCUUCAAGCAUCGAUAUCCUAGCUUUCGUUUCGAUGCUGAGAUGCGAUUUCGUCAACAGCUCUUGCAACUCGCCGUACUGUUCACUCAGCGAUUGACACGAAACUCGGUGACGCCUCCCACGUCGUCACUGCAAGGUUUACGGAGAAACAACCAAGCCCGCGCUCGUCGUUGGAUUGGCUCCGCUGACCGCGUGCCAACCGCCGGUUACCCAGUCGAUCCAUACGACCGAGAUCUACCUCUCUCGAAUACGAAAUUUGAAGACAAUCGAGCACGUGCGUUGCUAAGUCUCGGCAUGCCGGUGGAAGACGAUGCCUACGUAGACAACUUCUAUGGGACCAGCGAAUGCUUGAGUCUACUUGACUUGACUCCACUCUUCAUCAAGGUUACUGCAACCUUGCGAGACUUCCUCGGCAUCAAUGUCGGCGACAAUUGGCUGCGGCUUGCUGGAGAAUGGAUGCUGCAGGCGUGUUUGGAGCAAUAUCUGGUAUAUGGUGCAAGUGGAACAGACGCGAUCGAUGAGGCUUUCGCAUGGGGCCAUAAGGAGGAAAGUGCCGAAGACGAUCAACAGGAAGAGGACAAGGAAACGAAUGGCAUUUUCUACAACGACGAGAAGGACUCUGAGUCGAGUGGUUGGGAGAAAUUGAAAGAGGAAAUGCUCGAGGAGCUGUUUCUGGCUGCGGACGGCACCAAGGACCUUGUAAGCGGGUUGAUGGAGCUACAGGCUGCGCACCCCAUCGAGACUCUCGAGAAGACCGUUCUGGUCUAUCUAGAAAACCUUUUGGAGAGCGUCCCUGAGCCUGUUCUCGUGCAACUGGAGAAGGGAAAGCUCAAGGACAUGUCCGAAGAGGAGACGAAAGACUUCAUGAAUGCUUGCGGGGUCGCCACAUCGGACCUCUUUUGA